Molecule: messenger RNA, 2262 nt
Organism: Ctenopharyngodon idella (grass carp)
Lineage: Eukaryota; Metazoa; Chordata; Actinopteri; Cypriniformes; Xenocyprididae
Gene: cldn7b
Product: claudin 7b
Exons: 4
Coding region: 251-880 (209 amino acids)
Biological process (GO): cell adhesion; bicellular tight junction assembly
Cellular component (GO): plasma membrane; bicellular tight junction
Molecular function (GO): structural molecule activity
Source: RefSeq, a predicted model, not a curated record
GCAGCUCCUUUCAUAUUCAAGGUGCGGCUUCACUCAACAGGUGUCUGUUACGGCAUCCACAACGUCUCUUAACGGAUUUUAAAAAAACAUUUCUAAUAUAUUUUUGUGUUUAACCCAUUCAAAUCGGAGGAUUACAGAAACCGCGCUCUUUUUUUGGGAACAAUUAUAGCUCUUUGCCGACCUGUUGCUUCCAGACAUUAAACAGAUAUAGUUUCAGACUAGUUCAUCUUUUGAAGUUCAUUGUGAGAAGAUGGCAAAUAAAGGAAUGCAGCUCCUGGGAUUUACUCUGUCGGUUCUGGGUUUGAUUGGGCUCAUUGUUGGCACAAUCUUGCCUCAAUGGAAGAUGUCUGCCUACGUUGGAGAUAAUAUAAUCACAGCGGUGGCGAUGUAUCAAGGCCUUUGGAUGUCGUGCGCAUUUCAGAGCACCGGACAAAUCCAGUGCAAGGUGUACGACUCCAUCCUACAACUCGAUGGUGCUCUUCAGGCAACUCGUGCCCUGAUGAUUGUAGCGAUCCUUUUCACAGUAGCGGGACUGGGUGUGGCCAGCAUGGGCAUGAAGUGCACUAACUGUGGUGGUGAUGACAGGGUCAAAAAGUCCCGCAUUGCCAUGACAGGCGGUAUAAUCCUCAUUGUUGCAGCCCUUUGUAGCAUUGUUGCCUGUGGCUGGUUUACAAGUCAAAUCGUCCGGGAUUUCUACAACCCCUUCACACCUGUCAAUACAAAGUAUGAGUUUGGUGCAGCCAUUUUCAUCGCCUGGGCAGGUGCAUUCCUAGACAUAAUGGGUGGAGGCAUGUUGGCUGCCUCGUGCCCAAAGAGUAAACCAUCUCCCAAGUACCCCAAGUCCUCCAGACCCCCCAGCAGCAGCAGGGAGUACGUUUGAGUUCGGUUCUACAAGCUGAAGAAGUCCAUAAUGAAUCACGGAGCAUGUGCAGAAGUUUCCCUAGUCAGCUGAUCUGAGAUCUGUUUAGAUUGUAAUUUCUUUAAUUGUGGUUGACUUAGAAUAGAACAAACUACUCAGAUCAGUGUUCUCGGGCAACUUUUACUCGCGCUCGGUACAGCAGCCCACCUCAGAAAAAAAGGUCACUUCUGUUUUCUUUCUUUUGAAAAGCACCGUCUUUUUACUUCCUAUUUUGAAUCCUGUUGCUGAUUGUGAGUUUGGAAAGGGGGGUUCUUCCUCAGUGUGUUCCUCAUUUCAUAAGACUGCCAUGUUUAGUGAACAUGAAAGAAGGAAGCAUGCUCAGGGAAAAAUCACCACUCGUACCGCUCAGUUACACUGCAUCACUGCUUACUGCUGUAAAGCCAUGUCCUGACCUCACCAUCUGCCUUGCUUGCUGUGUGCAUCAUCUAAUGAAUUGUGCCAGACACUGAGGUGCAUGAGAAGAACAACAAGCAUUUAUUGUAUAUGUAUAUAUUUUAUUUUUUAUUUUUUUUUAAGAGUUAAGGCAUAAAUAUAAUUUCUAUUUCACUUUGCUGCAUGAUUUCCUGGUCCCUGUACCAUCAGACCGUCUCUUUUAACAAAUGCAAACGAUACUUCAUUUUAUACAAGUCAACAUCCUCUGAGGGAAGUUUUGUAUUGAACUUUUUUUUUUUUUUUUUUUAAAUGAUGUAUAAAAUUACUGAACUAGUCUAAGAGAACUUGUUUAUGUAAAGUAGUGUUAUACUGAUGACACUAGAAUAAAAUUGUAGGUGAAAAACAAAAGUUUGACUUGGUUUAGAUGAUGCUAAAGAUAAAGAAGGCACUAAACUUCAGUUUUGCAGAUUGGUCUGUUUCUUUUACUGAGCAACAUGAUCAGUGUUUUUUUUUUUUGUAAAUCAAAGAAAUGGCUCUUAUUUAUGCAAAGUUAAACUUAACCUUAGCUUUUGUGCUUCAGCUCCUCAGUGUCCUCCUUGUUGCAUGUGCACAUUUAUAAAGCUAAUGUUACAAAAUGUUUUGAUACUCCUUUCUUGUAUUUAUACAGUUUUAUCAUAGCUGGUUACAAAUUAGAGGUCACAUGAGGUCUUUUUCUAUCUGUCCACAACAUGAAAUCUUAACUCUGACCUUUUUUCUUUCUUUUUUUUUUUUCUUUCCUUUUUUGCUCUGGUCUUUGUGCUUGGACCACUUGAGAUGGGUUGCUCUUAAGUCUGUUUAGGAGUUUAAGUAAAUUUAGGUCACGUUAUAUUUGAUUUGUGACCAGCUUAUGCAAAUAUUUAACUUUUAAAAAUGUUUUUGACUGUUUAAGUUUGCAAAUUACACAUUUUAUGUAAAUAAACUUUUUUUUUAAA